CUGUAUUUCCAGCUGCAAGGCUGCCUCUCGGUGGAGGAGAGCAAUCUGUCAAUGCAGCCAAGGGAGCCUCCUCCAUGCGGAUCGAGUUUCCAAUGAUUGACAAGGUAACCAUGGCGAAUAAUUUGCCUAAAACUGUUGUCUUAUCCUCGCAGCCCCCGGGUCAGAUAACCGACCAAUCACAGCGCGCACAAUCAUUUUUCAUGCCAGUUUAGAAUAAUAUUAUUAAAAAAAAAAAAGGAGAAGAAGAAGAAGAGGAAGGAGAAGAGGAGGAGGAGGAGGAGGGCAGCCAGGCAGGCAGACUUGUGUGGACUAUGUGCAGGGGAUAGGAGGGGAGGAAGGAUCGCAGCCUGGCUCAGGAGAAGAAGAAAAGUUUUGGGAAAGUUUCUUUGGAGCUCCAUGGCCGGUGGAUGGGACUGAGCGGAUGGUGGUGGAGAUCGGCGGCUUCCCCUGGAUGGUGGUGGAGAUCGGCGGCUGCACAGGACCAUGUCGAUGCUGCCCACCUUUGGCUUCACCCAGGAGCAAGUGGCCUGCGUGUGCGAGGUGCUCCAGCAAGGGGGCAACAUUGAGCGCCUGGGGCGCUUCCUCUGGUCCCUGCCAGCCUGUGAGCACCUCCAUAAGAACGAGAGUGUCCUGAAGGCCAAGGCGGUGGUGGCAUUCCACCGGGGCAACUUCCGAGAGCUCUACAAGAUCCUGGAGGGUCACCAGUUCUCCCCGCACAACCACCCCAAGCUGCAGCAAUUGUGGCUCAAGGCUCACUACAUCGAGGCGGAGAAGCUGCGGGGGCGCCCCCUGGGGGCGGUGGGCAAGUACAGGGUACGCAGAAAGUUCCCACUGCCCCGCUCCAUCUGGGACGGAGAGGAGACCAGCUACUGCUUCAAGGAGAAGAGCAGGAGUGUGCUAAGGGAAUGGUAUGCCCACAAUCCCUACCCUUCCCCCAGGGAAAAGAGGGAGCUGGCCGAGGCCACUGGACUCACCACCACCCAGGUCAGCAACUGGUUCAAAAACAGGAGGCAGAGGGACCGGGCGGCCGAGGCCAAGGAAAGGUACGAGGAGAAUAACGAAAACUCAAAUUCCAACAGUCACAACCCGUUAUCGUCUUCUAUGAACGGUGGCAAAACGGUCCUGGGAAGUUCAGACGACGACAAAACGCCCUCGGGCACCCCCGACCACAACUCCUCGAGUCCAGCCUUACUGCUCAGCUCCAACCCAGGACUCCAGGCUCUCCAUGGAAUGGGCCACCCGCAGGGCCCCAGCGCCAUCCCUGUGCCAGGAGCGGACCCUAUGCACCACCACACUUUGCAAGACUCAAUCCUCAACCCAAUGUCGUCCAACCUGGUGGACCUGGGCUCAUAAGACAGUACACAGUCCCACCAAGACUAGGUGGAGAGGUGGCUCCACCACAUCUACCAUGGGUACUCCAACCUUCCAUGGACUGAAGGUAUAUAGUGUCUUGAAUGGUGACUUUCUGAACUGGUGGACCUUGGCUCCAAAGACAGUACAGUCCCACUAAGGACUAGGUGGAGAGGUGGCUCCACCACAUCUACCAUGGGUACUCCAACCUUCCAUGGACUGAAGGUAUAUAGUGUCUUGAAUGGUGACUUUCUGAACUGGUGGACCUUGGCUCCAAAGACAGUAUACAGUCUCCCCAAGGACUAGGUGGAGAGGUGGCUCCAACCAAACCUACAAUGGGUCCUCCAUCCUUCCAUGGACUGAAGGUAUGUGUCUUCAAUGGUGACCUUCUCACCUUCCCAACUGGUGGACCUGGGCUCCAGUAAACAGUCCCACCAGAGACUAGGUGGAGCGGUGGUUCCACCAAACCUACAAUGGGUCCUCCAUCCUUCCAUGGACUUGAAGGUAGUGUUCCUCCAAUGGUUACAUUCUACACCUGUCCUAUGUCUAAACUCUUACCUUUAAAUUAUAAUUCCAGCCUUUUCAACCCAAGAACCGCUGGCUGCCUCACUAGAGCUCAUCAGUGACCCCCCACCUGGCACCAAGCGGACCUCCCUUCUCCAGGAUCUAUCAUUGGAACUAGGACUGCGCCUCUGUUCUCGCUGCCUCUGUGGACACUUCCUCCAUAUAGCUCUGUGUCGCAGUGUCCAGGACAAGGUCAUAACCCAGGGUAUUUAAUCAAAUCUUGUCGCAGGACCUGCUCGGCUCUAUUCCCCAAAAUCAAAGCACUUUGCAUUAUCCUCUUAAAUGACAUUAUCAGCCCCCCUCCCUUUAAAAGUUUUGGAUCAGGUCAGUUGACUUUUUUUCGUUCUAUGUUUAUAUUAUGUGAAUAAAACAUUCAGAAAUAUCCCUGCUUUUAUUUUAUAAUAAAAAUAGGAAUAUUAAAAAACA
This is a messenger RNA of Rana temporaria (common frog), 2340 nucleotides long. It is a transcript of the gene SIX2, whose product is annotated as SIX homeobox 2. Bases 484 to 1353 code for a protein of 289 amino acids. Gene Ontology annotation, cellular component: nucleus; transcription regulator complex. The transcript has 2 exons. The record is from RefSeq and is a predicted model, not a curated record. Gene Ontology annotation, biological process: regulation of transcription by RNA polymerase II. Gene Ontology annotation, molecular function: RNA polymerase II cis-regulatory region sequence-specific DNA binding; DNA-binding transcription factor activity, RNA polymerase II-specific. NCBI's taxonomy places the organism in Eukaryota, Metazoa, Chordata, Amphibia, Anura, Ranidae.